Messenger RNA from Pseudo-nitzschia multistriata, 2006 nucleotides. Lineage: Eukaryota; Bacillariophyta; Bacillariophyceae; Bacillariales; Bacillariaceae. The record is from the annotation of a GenBank genome assembly.
GGCCAAACACGACACGGGAGCUCGGGAGGAGCAACGGACGACCCAAAACGCUGAGUCGGUACGAGUACUAGUAAUACUAGUAGUAUCGUAGCGGUGGCAUCUAUGGUACGGUGCGGUGCGGUAGCAUUCCAAGGCAGGAACCCGCCCAUCAUCCAUCCUUGCGGUGAACAGCCAUUCCCAUCGCAUCGCAUUGUGUCGUUCGGCGCCCCAUGAACCGUGCCACACCUCGCGGUCGAAGCCGAAGGACAACCCCCGCUGUUCCCACCACGAUCGGAGCCUUCCUCCGUCCCACGAGAACAACCGCAGCGGCGCCGAGAAGCCGCAGAAGGAUCGUGGCAUUGGCGUCCCGCUUGCUUGGCGCUUCUCUUUUGUGGCCAGCGCUCUUUUCCCCCUCGAUUGCCGCCUUUGCUUUCUCCCCUUCAUCCACGAUCGCGCCUCCACCGGCCUUGCAACCCUUCCGGUCCACCCCCGCAUCGCCAGACCGCCAGCAGCUUGGUUCCCUCCGCCGUGUCUCCCCUUUGUCGUUCUCGACACCGAUCGACGCCCCGACCAUGAUUUCCAGGCAGCACCACUACGCGCAGCAGCAGCAGCAGCAGCAGCAAAACUACCACUACCAGCACCACCCGGUGGUCGCACCCCCGGCCCAGCAACAGCAGCAGCAGCAACAGGCUUCGGCCCCGGUCCCCGUCUUCAACGGGGUAAAUCCUUCCUACCCGGGCCUCGAGCAGAUCUACAACGACCCGCCCAUCUACCGCGUGGCCGGCUUUCUCACCCACGACGAGUGCGACCACCUCGUAAGGAUCGCCUCCGAUUCCUUCGCCCCCGCCCCGGUGGUCGGCGUCGGCGCGGGGGUCGUCAGCGAGACCCGGACCUCCUCGACCUGCUACCUCCCACGGGAGGACCUCCCGGCCCUGGUCCGGAAGGUUUCCGGACUGACAAGCAAACCGAUCUGCCACAUGGAGCUCCCGCAGGUCGGCCGGUACCUGCACUCGCAGCAGUACCUCCCCCACUACGACGCCUUCAACACCGACGAGGCCGACGGGGCCCGGUUCGCGGCCAACGGGGGCCAGCGGACCGUCACCGUCCUGGUCUACCUGAACGACGUGUCCAGCGGGGGGCACACGGCCUUUCCGAAGCUUCCGGAAGCGACGCAGCCACAAGCAACGCCGCAAGCAACGCCACAAGCAACGCCGCAAGCAACGCCACAAGCAACGCCAACGCAGCCGCCCCGGCAGCUGGAGGUCCGGCCGCAAAAGGGGACGGCCCUCGUCUUUUUCCCGGCCACCGUCGACGGGCACCUCGAUCCGAGGACCCUGCACGCGGCCCUGCCGGCGGUCGACACCAAGUACGUGUCCCAGGUCUGGAUCCGCCAGGGGAAUUAGUAAGUACCGUACCGUACGGGACCGCGACCGGUGCCGUGUACAGCGUGCAGCAAGCAGCGUGAGACACGCUAGGGUGUCCAGCAGCGAUGCGAUCCAUAGCCUCACCCGGCCGUUGUUUGUUUCUUUCUUGUUUUUGGUUUUCUUGUGGUUGGUUUCCGUGGGGUUGGUUCGAACCACUCCUUGCCUCUCCGCCGUGCCCCCUUGCCCGCAGCUACGGACAACCCAGCAAGAAGCUGCCGCCCCCGGACGUCAUGGGUGGUCCGCCGCUCACGCCCCAGGAAACCCAGGCCUACCCUCCGACGACGAUUGCCGACGUCCUGCAGAGGCAGCAGCAACAGCAGCAGCCACAACAACGCCCGGCCCAGCCGGCGCACCACGCUCCUCCCCGCUACUAAAACAAACCGUCGGCAUAGCUAGCUACGGUACGGUACGGUACAAGCUACAGCACACUACUCGUGCUCGGGAAAGCAAGCUGCGGGACCAAUCUCUCUGCCUCUGUAGUACGCCCACCAAGUGCUGGUGUUUGUGGAACAGAGGGGAGAGAUUGAGAUUGCAGCGGGGAACAACUUUCUCAUUGCGUAAAAGAAUUUUAGAUCAAGAUGUUACUAAACUAUUCCAUUAGCC